GAUAGUGACAAACGACAGGAAACCAAAAGAUAUGUCACUGACGAGGCGAGUCGUACGACCACAGAUACGGUCAGCCAGCCACUGACAAGUCGUCGAUUUGUAGACUGGCAGUUGGAGCUCUCGCCGUAG
Messenger RNA from Acaulospora colombiana, 129 nucleotides. Lineage: Eukaryota; Fungi; Glomeromycota; Glomeromycetes; Diversisporales; Acaulosporaceae. The record is from the annotation of a GenBank genome assembly.